AUGGUCGUCAACUCGUGCGCCGUCUCGCCCGACGGCAGCCGCGUCGCUGUGGCUGGUCGCGAGCUGCUGCGCACCUACUCUCUCAGCGGUGCCGCCCAGCAGGGCGUCGACCUGCUGGCGCACACGCGCAAGGCGUCGUCGCACUCUUCGAACGACGUGAGCUGGUUGUCGCAGCGGCCUGCGCAGCUCGUCACCGGCUCCAUCUCGGGCGAGGUUCUGCUGUGGGACACGACUCGCCGCGGCUCGCGCCUGGUCCGCACGAUGGCGGGCCACGGCCGCGCGGUCAACCGCGUCGUCUGCACCAGCGACGAGCCGCCUCGGCUGCUCUCCGGCUCUCAGGACUGCACCGUCCGCCUGUGGGACCUCAACGUGCGAAAUGCGGCACAACUCAC
Emiliania huxleyi CCMP1516 is the source of this 392-nucleotide messenger RNA. RefSeq lists its product as hypothetical. The record is from RefSeq and is a predicted model, not a curated record. Gene Ontology annotation, biological process: positive regulation of TOR signaling. NCBI's taxonomy places the organism in Eukaryota, Haptophyta, Isochrysidales, Noelaerhabdaceae. Gene Ontology annotation, molecular function: protein binding. The annotation marks the transcript as partial. The transcript has a single exon.